AAACAACGUCAUUUGCGAUCGCAUUUAAAGAUCCACGCGACGCCGGAUCUGAUCAUUGUUGUCCUGUGAAGAAGCAGACACAAGAUGGCUACUACCCAAGGACCAGUGGGCAUUAUCGACCCGUCGCAGCUCUUCCGCCCGGAGAAGGUGUUCGACGGGAAGCCCGUGGAGGCGUUCCGCGACUACACCAUCGACGACAAUGACCCCAUCAGGAGGCGCGUGCGCUUGACCUACUACGACAUGCACACCUAUCAAAAUGUGGACUUUGUCAAGAAGAAGAUGGAAAAAUGGCUGAAAUUCAACACCUUCAAGUCCACCAUAAAGGACGCUCUAAUUAAGCUGAACGAGCUAGUGGACCAAUCAGAUCCUGACUCCGACCUGCCGAACAUCGUGCAUGCCUUCCAGACGGCCGAGCGUAUCCGCCAGGAGCACCCGGAUAAGGAGUGGAUGCAUCUCAUCGGGCUGAUCCAUGAUGCGGGCAAGGUUAUGGCGUUCUACGGCGAACCUCAAUGGUGCGUGGUUGGCGACACCUUCCCCGUCGGCUGCAAGUGGGGCAAGAGCAUCGUCUACGGAGAUGACAGCUUCAAGGAUAACCCUGAUUCCUACGACCCUAAAUACAAUACCGAGUGCGGCAUGUACUCGCCGAAGUGCGGUCUGGAGAAGCUGAUGAUGUCGUGGGGACACGACGAGUACCUGUACCACAUGCUGAAACACAACAAGUGCAAGUUCCCCAAGGAGGGGCUCUACAUGAUCAGGUACCACUCGUUCUACCCGUGGCACGCGGGCGGUGACUACCAGCACCUCCUCAAAGAGAGCGAUAAGCAGAUCCUCGAUGCUGUCCUGGAGUUUAACAAAUACGACCUUUACACGAAAAGUGCCGGCGUGCCCGACAUCGACGCGCUGUGGCCCUACUACGAAAAGCUCAUCGAGAAAUAUAUGCCCGGAGUCCUCGAGUGGUAGACCAAAACGUGUCUGACUAAGGGCCAUCCCCAUCCCACACUAGCGUCUGUCAGCGCUAUGGAUAAUGGCGUCGCCGCGCAGUUGCGCCAACGUAGCGUCUAGCAGCAGCCAUAGAGACUAAACGGCGACGCUCGGGAGACGCUAGUGUGGGGUGGCUCUAAAUACACCUGUCAAAACCCAACCUUACGAUGUAUGAUAUAACCAAAACUCACUAAUUACUAUCACAAGUUCAGAGCCAUAUUGAACCGUACGGUAGUGCCAAAACAAGGUUGUUGGUUUUUGUUAAUUUAUUUUUUUUGCAAUUAGUGAGAUUGGUUGCCACCUAUUAUAAAUAAAUAUGGGAAUGCAUUUCA
Messenger RNA from Cydia splendana, 1313 nucleotides. RefSeq names its product inositol oxygenase. Gene Ontology annotation, cellular component: cytoplasm. NCBI's taxonomy places the organism in Eukaryota, Metazoa, Arthropoda, Insecta, Lepidoptera, Tortricidae. The record is from RefSeq and is a predicted model, not a curated record. The transcript has 7 exons. Bases 85 to 960 code for a protein of 291 amino acids. Gene Ontology annotation, molecular function: inositol oxygenase activity; iron ion binding. Gene Ontology annotation, biological process: inositol catabolic process.